Messenger RNA from Astyanax mexicanus (Mexican tetra), 2260 nucleotides. It is a transcript of the gene hoxb5b, whose product is annotated as homeobox B5b. Gene Ontology annotation, cellular component: nucleus. The transcript has 2 exons. Bases 684 to 1529 code for a protein of 281 amino acids. Lineage: Eukaryota; Metazoa; Chordata; Actinopteri; Characiformes; Acestrorhamphidae. The record is from RefSeq and is a predicted model, not a curated record. Gene Ontology annotation, biological process: anterior/posterior pattern specification; regulation of transcription by RNA polymerase II. Gene Ontology annotation, molecular function: DNA-binding transcription factor activity, RNA polymerase II-specific; RNA polymerase II cis-regulatory region sequence-specific DNA binding.
ACUGAACCCUUUAUAAACAUUUAAGGUGUCACGAACACAAUAUGGAUUGCUUGGUUUUGCUGGCCAUAGAAGACAAACACGUAAAAUAAUUUUACAUAGAGUUUUCUCGUACUGUUUAACUGUACCAUUAUUAGAGGUUGCUGUGGGGCUGUCACGUUUGACGCCUUAAAAUUGGCUUCUUAUAUGUUUUCUAUUAAGAUGAAAUGCACAAAGGAUACAUAAACUCUUACCUACACAAUUUAGCUUUUCUGACGAUUAAACUAAAAAUAUCAUAAGACGCAUGCUUUAAUUUAUAAUUGUAUCUACUUCUUAAGCGGUGUGAAACUGAAUGCAAAGGGUUGUGCAGGUGUUUGGGCAGUUUUCAGUUCUCCCAGUAGGUGACGCCCUCUGCUAACAUGGGAUGCGGCGCGCAACGGGGAGGCACCGCUGAGUUGAAUCUAACGAUCAUCAUUUCGUCAUCAUUUGUAAGCACAGAGCAUGAAUUACCUCUUGAAGUCAUCAGAGAGAAUUUACGACUGGUCAACAAAGGCACGUGACGCCUUAACGCGCUCCCAUAUUUGGCCGCAUACAUGGCAAAAACGAAGUACAGUGCAUUGCUAUAAUUCAUUUUCCAUCAUAAAUUGUGCUGCGCGGGAUUUUAACGACCGGGACCUGCUCAUCAAGACCUUUUUAGAAAUCUCCAAAUGAGCUCUUAUUUUCUAAACUCCUUUUCAGGGCGCUAUCCAAAUGGGUCCGACUAUCAGUUACUAAAUUAUGGGACUAACGGCGCUAUGAACGGCUCUUACAGGGACUCCACGGGCAUGCACCCCGGCUCUUUCGGGUACACCUACAAUGGAAUAGACCUCAGCGUAAACCGCUCCAACAACAGCGACCAUUUCGGUAGCGUUGGGGAGAGCGGCCGCGCUUUCCAGAGCCCCGGCGGGGACGCACGGUAUAGGCAGACGAGCUGCUCGCUGGCAUCUCCGGAGCAGUUACCCUGCGCUAACAGCGAGAGCUUGAGUCUCAAAGGCUCCUCUCCUGUGUCUGAGCAGAGCACAACCGGGGGCAACAGCAGGCUCACCGGCAGCAGCGGCGGCAGUCUCGCGAGUACCAACAGCACACACUUCGUGGAAACGGACGUCGAGACGAACGUGGUCUCGGAGCCAGAAGAAGGCACGCAGACGACCAACCCCAACCCCCGCGCGCAGAAACAAGAAACGGUGGCCACAUCGACCACGGCGCCCGGAGACGGGCAAACGCCGCAGAUAUUCCCCUGGAUGAGGAAACUUCACAUUAGUCACGAUAUGACUGGACCUGAUGGGAAACGAGCUCGAACUGCCUACACUCGCUACCAGACGCUAGAGCUGGAGAAAGAGUUUCAUUUCAAUAGGUAUCUGACCCGGAGGAGGAGGAUAGAGAUAGCCCACGCACUAUGCCUCACCGAAAGGCAGAUUAAAAUUUGGUUCCAGAAUCGGAGAAUGAAGUGGAAAAAGGACAAUAAACUGAAAAGCAUGAGUUUGGCCACGGCAGGAAGUGCUUUCCAAAACUGACCACAGUUGAAAUUAUCCGACUACUGUUGUAGCAUUGCACCUUUUUUCCUGCUUGGCAUUAUCAGGCAUCCGAUUUCUCUGUGUAUCUGGUGUAAACUCGAAAGUUGUCAGCCGUUGAAUAUUGCUAUCCCAUAGGCUAUAGGCUAUUGGUAGCCUGGUUACAGCUUCCAUAAAAUAUGUAAAUGCAACUUAACAAGUUUAUACUUUCGUGGAUGAAAGCAUGUUCCAUGUAAGCUUUCUGUGUGCAGCUCCACACGUGUAACAGGAAUAUUGUACAUUAACAACGCGCACUACCUAUGUCAGAAGCUAUAGCCAGAAAAAAAUACAAACAACUUUGUUGUACUCUUAUGACCUUGUAUAGAAUUGUCAAUGUAGACCGUUUUCCAUUUUGCAGGACAUUUAUGCUUGUGCCGCGUUUAUUCAGUUCUUGCUUAGAAUAGAAUAGUCAGGUUGCGAAAAAAAUUCUCUAUAUUCGCACUUAGUCUACAAUUGAGUAUUUUAUGUUGCAUUUAACCAUUUUGGGGCUCGUAAAAAAUGUUCCAUAAUUGAUGAAACUCUGUUUGAUGUCCGAUCGUGACCAAUAUUUUAUUUGUACAAUGUGAGUGGUGAACGUUGCGUAUUAAAAGCUGAGUUUAAGUAUUUGCUGUCAGUUUAUUCCUUCUGUGUCUUAAAACAAUGAUUUGUUUUUAUAAUUUGGAAAAGAAAUAAUAAUAAAGUUUCUUUCACUCUUA